This is a messenger RNA of Gymnogyps californianus (California condor), 4374 nucleotides long. Its product is annotated as inverted formin-2-like. Gene Ontology annotation, biological process: cellular component organization. Gene Ontology annotation, molecular function: actin binding. NCBI's taxonomy places the organism in Eukaryota, Metazoa, Chordata, Aves, Accipitriformes, Cathartidae. The coding region runs from base 1 to 3309 and encodes 1102 amino acids. The record is from RefSeq and is a predicted model, not a curated record. The transcript is spliced from 20 exons.
AUGGCAUUCACAGAGGCUCUGGGCACAGAUGGAGCAAGGCUCAGCGACAUCCUCGUUGAGGCUGCGUUUCGGACUGAACCUGAAGUGAUGCUAGACAUAGAGGAGGAGGAUCUGCUUAUCCAGUGUGAUACAUUUGAGGAGUUCAAGAUAGAAGAUGAUGAGGAAUUAUUAAAGAUAUGUGAUGGGAUAAACAUGAAUGAUCAUCAUGAGGUCUUUUCAUCUCUCUUCAAUAAAGUGAGCCGCUCUCCGGUCUCCAUCCAGCUGCUGUCCAUCCUCCAGAGCCUGCUGCACUUGGAACCAUCUCAUCAUUCCAGCCUCCUGCUGUGGGAGUCCUUGGACGCGGUAGUGAACAGAGCCCUUUUGCUCGCAAAUGACAUCCAAGGGAACACAGUUGAAGAAGUCAUUGAGAGGCUGCUGUCUAUCAAGAAACAUCCAAACAAGCAAAAGCGAGCUGAAAACCGGCUGUCUGGAAGUGCAAAUGGAGGCAUCCAGGCUGAGCUAGAACCAUGUGCGCAUGCAGCUCAGAGCCCAGCGGGAUCAUCAAACCCCUCCAAGGCACCAGCAACUCCCUCAGGGCCACCCGCCAAUGAAAAGAAGAUCUCAUCCUCCCAGCUCACAGCCUGCUCUGCUUCACUGGAGACAUCUAACCCUCCACCCAACGCUGCUCCCACCCCGGCACCUCCACCCCUACCACCUCCACUCCCACCCUCUGGCACGGCAGCCAUGACCCCCACGUCCCCCAUGAUGAAUGCACCUCCAGCCCCUCCGCUCCCUGGCAUCCCUCCACCCCCACCCCCGUUGCCUGGCAUGGGGGCUAUUCCCCCUGCUCCGCCCCCAUUGCCCGGCAUGGUGGGCAUUCCUCCCCCUCCGCCCCUGCUGCCUGGCACGCAUGGGUGGCAUCCCUCCACCCCCACCCCCAUUGCCUGGCAUGGGUGGCAUCCCUCCCCCUCCACCCCCAUUGCCUGGCAUGGGUGGCAUCCCUCCCCCUCCACCCCCAUUGCCCGGCAUGGGUGGCAUCCCUCCCCCUCCACCUCUCCUGCCCGGCAUGGCAGGAGAUCAUAUAGAAGCCGUGGUGGCCUCCCAGUUCAGCUGCCCUCUUGGCUCGGGCAGGCCUCCCCACAAGACGGUGAAGACGCCAACGUUGAGAAUGAAGAAGCUCAACUGGCAGAAGCUGCCCUCCAACGUGGUGAGAGUCACUCAAUGUGGGCUUCAGUGAGCAGCAGCAGCGAGGAAACUAUAGAGCCCAAUUACACAAGCAUCGAGCAGCUGUUUUGCUUUCCACAACCAACCCCCAAGGAGAAAACAGCCGCACCAGUGAAGGCAGAACCGAAGGAGAUCACAUUUUUGGACUCCAAGAAAAGUCUCAAUUUGAACAUAUUUUUGAAGCAAUUUAAAUGCUCCAACGAAGAGGUGGCUGCCAUGGUCCAGAAUGGGGACCGCACCAAGUUCGACGUUGAGGUUCUGAAGCAGUUGCUGAAGCUGCUGCCUGAAAAGCAUGAGAUAGAAAACCUGAAGGCCUUCAAAGAAGAGAAAUCAAAGCUAGCAAACGCAGAUCAGUUUUAUCUUCUCCUCCUUCAGAUUCCCAGCUACCAGCUGCGCAUUGAAUGUAUGCUGAUCUGUGAAGAGACCACCGUUGUGCUGGACAUGAUUCAGCCGAAAGCUGAAGCCAUCCGGAGAGCCUGCGAAGAUCUUCUGAACAGUCAUCGCCUGCCGCUCUUUUGUCAACUGAUUCUCAAAGUUGGAAACUUUCUGAACUACGGAAGUCACACGGGCGAUGCCGAUGGGUUUAAAAUCAGCACUUUACUCAAACUAACAGAAACCAAAGCAAACCAAACCCGCAUCACGCUGCUCCACCAUAUUCUGGAGGAAGUAGAAAACAGCCACACGGACCUACUGGAACUGCCAAAGGAUCUUGAAUAUGUUUCAAAAGCAGCAGGAAUUAAUCUUGAUAUUAUACGCACGGAGUCCAGUACCAAUUUAAAGAAGUUGCUGGAGCUUCAGCGAAAAGUCUUAUCAUCAAGCGACGAUGUGAAACAACAGUAUGAGAAACCUAUCCAGGAUAGCAUUGAUGCCUCCAGAAAGCUGGAAGAAGAAUUUGAAACCAUUGAAAGGAAGAGAGAAGAACUUGCAAAUUAUCUCUGUGAAGACCCAAGCAAGUUGUCCUUAGAGGACAUAUUUAGCACCAUGAAGACCUUCAGAGAUCUCUUCAUCCGAGCCCUGAAGGAAAACAAGGACAGAAAGGAGCAAGCUGCCAAAGCAGAGAAGAGGAAGAAACAGCUGGAAGAGGAAGAGGGGAAGAGACAGAAGGGAGAAAAUGGAAAAGUCAUUAAGAAGGGGGUGGUGAAGCAGGAGGAGGUGUGCGUCAUCGAUGCGCUGCUAGCCGACAUAAGGAAAGGGUUCACGCUGAGAAAGACAAAGAACAGACACGAGUCGGAUGCAAUUCCUAAAACCUUGCCUGCGGAGAGCCCAGAGGAGAACCAGUCUGGAAAGAGCAUUAAGGAUCCACAAGCAGCCGGAAAGCAGAUCGAUGAUAAGACCAAGCAAAACAACUAUGGUCAUCCCUCAGAAAGCACUCCUCCCUCAACCAAUGCCCUGAUGGAGACGGGUGGAGAUGUUACAAAUGCCUCAGCUUCAAACCAAGCAUUAUCUAAAAACAAUGCUGGAGGAAAUUUGCCACCAGAGUCCCGGAUGGAAAGCCCCUCAGUAAGCUUGGUGGAAGCUGACGGGGCCGGUCAGCCCAUGCCAGGCACCGGGAUGGAGCAGGCAGACAGCUGGGCAAGCCUCCAGCCAAGCACAAAGAGCAGCUCCAUUGCCUUCUCUGCUGUUAACAUAGGCACGGCGAUAAGGUUCGGGAGCAGCAGUUCGGGCACUGCUCUGACAGACCAACUCAAUGGGUCCAUCUCAGAAGGCCAGGUCAAGGAAUGCCCAGCUGAUGGCUCAGAGAGCUACAGGCUGGCACAGGAGCCAGAAACCCAGCUGAGCGAGACUGGGGUCGACCCUGGCAGCGCUCAGUCCGCUCCCUGUGAUGAGGCUCAUCAGGCAGAGUCGAAAGAGAUGGCAAAGGAGAAUGAAGACCCUGGUACAGACUCGCUGUUGGACACCUCUCAAGAGAAGUCCUUCUCGGAGGAGCCAGCCACUGACUCCUCUUGUUCAGCAACGCUCCCCCCAGGGCAAACUCACACCGACAGGGAAAAGCAGAGGCCAUCUGGGAAACGGAGGAAGAAGAAGAGGCACAGCAAAAGCUACUCAGCAGAGGUUGAGACUGAUACUGGAGAUAAUAAAACAAAAAAAGGUUGUGUGGUACAAUGAGGUGUCACAGCAAGGCAGAAGAAAUAACAGAGACCCAGCGAACCGCUCACCUGCCCCCGGAGCGCUGCCAGCUUCUCAGAAGCCGGGUUCUGCAUCGCCGCCACCGUGGCCACCUCUGCCCCACCAGGACGCACCGCUUCUCCCCGCGCAGCCUUUCACUCCCCUCCCCAAGACCCAAAGAGCCUCCCUGGAGACUUUGGCCCCCUCAGCCCGUGCCUUACGCCGGGCGCCCGCGGGGCCGGUUCUGUGCAUGGCAGCGUGAAAGGGUCAGACCUCUCGUCCGCUGUCCUGGAAGCCAAGUCUUUCAACCUGCUCUUAGGCCAAACUCCUCUUGAAACAACAGCUGAGUGUGGCCCAAGAAAGGACCGCAGUGUUUAGCCCUCAGAGAAAUGUUAAAAAUAGCAGUGCCUCAACUAAAUUAAGAGUAUAAAUUAGGCAGUGGCUGUAUCAUCACAGGUGGAAGCAUGUUAACUCCCUCUUCUCAUCGCCCACCGACAAUUGAUAUUGGACCAGGUCCACGACCCAAAUCAGACAAAUGUAUUUUUACUCUCAAUCAUUUAAAGCAAGGGAAAUUGGUUACAGGGGAAAAAAAGGUUAAAAAAAAGUAAAAGAAAAAAAUACAUAUUUUAGUAAGCAUAUGGCCAUAUAAACAGUGUCUGGUUCCUACAUGAUGCUUAUGUGCAAUUAAGUUGAAGCACAUCAGUAGUCUUGCAGUAGUCUUCUCACACACACAGAUGCAUCCAUCAACUUCUGGAGAACCAGGGCCCCAGUUCCUCUUACUAAAGCAACAGAAAGAGGUUUUCCAGAGUGCUCUAUCAUCGGACACAUUUUCAGCUGAUCCUUUUGUAAAUCUCUGGGUUUGAAUGCUGUUGCCAGCUGCUUGCACUCAAAAGUCUUUGUGUUCAAGCUGCAGAACGUGUAGAUUCAUGUUACUUUUGCUUUAAGACUGGGAAUGUGCAGUAUUGUGUUUUCAAAAUUCAAAGCUUUAUUUCUCAAGUUUUGUAAUAACAUUGUAUCAUAGUUUUGUACAUAGCUGUCCAUUUAAAAUGAUCUAUGUUUGUUGAA